AUGGGAAGUCCUCCUGCUUCGCCCAGUGGUAACUUAUUUUCCUCUCCAAGGAAUUCAUCUUCAUCGAAUACAAGCAGAACAAGUGGUUUCAAAAAACCACUAUCACCCUCGGCAAUAUCUUCUACUACUAAUAAUUCUUUACUGUUGGGAGUUGCUUCUCCUAUUAAAAAGAAGGAAGGACCUAAAGCCAAGACUAAGAAAACAAACAUUGAAUUUGAAAUACCAGAAAUUGUCAUUGAAGCACCAAAAGAAAGUGAUAAUGUUAGUCUUAUUCAAAUUAAUAUUGAUACCGAUACAACAGCUUCGAAUCAAACAGAUACUAUUAAACCAGAAACAUCGAACAGAAGACCAUCAAUUAUUGGGUCAUUGGUAAUGGCAGCUGCUACUUCAACUAGGUCUUUAAUUGCUUCUCUUUCAUCAAGAAAGAUGCCAGCCACUCCAAUUAUCAUUCAACUCGAUCCAACUCCAAGUAAUAAUGUGGGAAGAGUUAAAGUAAUUGAAACUAAUGAGAUUGUAACAAAUAAGGAUUUACAACUUGAAAUACCAUCAGCAUCCACAACAUUGAUACAAACAGGAAUGGAGACAUCAGAACGGUCUAAGGAAAUUUCUCAACAACAUCAAAAACACACCCCAAGUAAUAUUCCAUCUUUCAAAUUGUCAAUUAAUUUGCCAACACUUGUAAUUCCUCCAAAACAACAAACUUCAACCAUUGUAAACAAUCAUGCUGCAAUUCCACAAUUACCUCUCUCUUCACUUUCUAAUGACAAUAACCAAUCAAAUAUCAAUCAAGUAACUAAUACUGUGCAAUCGGUAGACAUUGCCAUUCCAAUACAACAACCUGAUGUAACAACACAAAGCCUUUCUAAAAAACCUAAGGAGUCUCCUAGAGUUGAAAAGAUGAAAUCUCUUCCAAAUCUUAAUCCCUCAAGACUCAAUCAGUCACCUAAAAGCUCACCAAGAGAAAUACCCAAACUAGAGACACACGACUCUACUCCAACAAUACUGAAUAAUCUUGAUGAAACUUUUGUUGAAAUGAAUAGGGCAGAGAGGGAUACCAUUGCAAAUCAUUCCUCUUUAACAAAUCCUCAACCUAUUCCAACCUUGAAACCAAACAAUUAUCUUACUGUAAAUCCUUUUCCAAAUCAACCACUACAAAAUCCACAAUACACAUCAAAAUUGAAGGCAGUGAGCAGGUCUAUUCUCUUUGAUAUGGAAAAAGAAAACGAUACCAAUAUCAAAAAACCCAAACAGCUACAUACACCUUGGGGUACGAUUGAGCUCUCUUGUUGGAAAUUAUUUUCCAUAAUUGGAUUGAGUGCAACUAUCAUUCUUCUCGUUUCAUUAUUAAUUUGUGUUACUUUAAGCUUUAUAUAUAGGACAUCGGAAACAGAAGCAAGACUUAAUGCUCAAGCAUCAGACUUGAAAGCAGUUCUUAGUGAUAUGCAUAUUUUAACUCAUCAAAUAGUAUAUUUAGGAUUUUCAACAAAAAGGUAUCAGUCAUACAUGUCAUUAAGGACUCAGGCGUGGAAUUUUCUAUGGAAUUUAUCUGAUUCUUUGCAGUAUGAGUACGAAAACAAACCAUACUUGUUUACUCAGUACUCUUUAGCUGAUUAUAAAUCCUUGAUAGAAACACCUACAAAACAGAUUUUGUGGACGUUUACAGAAAUUGUUAACAAAAUGUAUUAUGACCAAACAGACUCGGCUAUUGACCAAAUACAAGACUUUGAGGACUGUGGAGGAAGUAGAAACGUAUCAGAUUCUAUCAGCAUUCUUAGAGAAUAUUCUCUAUCUUUGUUUUCAACACAUGAUAAAAUUAGUUAUGUGUCAACGAGUAUGAACCUAAUAUUAGGAGUGCUCUCUUUGAUAAUUGUAAUUCCAGCCCUAAUACUUUCAUUUACAUUGUCUCUUAACAAGGAUGCUCUCCAUAGAAAAAGGUGGAAGAAGGCAAAUGCUAUCGUAUUAUUGGAUACUAUGGCAGAUGAUCGAUUGAGAGAUUUAUUCAGAGCUCACUGUGAAAAGGAAAUGGCUUUGGAAAAUUUCUUAUUCUUACAAGAAGUUUCCAUAUAUAAGGAUUUAUGUAUUAAAGCUAUUGAAGCUCAAGAUGCAAUGUAUGGAGCUGAUUUAGAAAUAGGAUCAGCCUCUAGUAGUAUUGCCUCCACAACAACAAGUUCUAUUACAAAAUCCAAGAAACAAAAGCAAUUCAAACAAGUGACAGAAAAGGCUGGUACAUUUUUACAAGGAGCUAAGGUACUCAAAAAAUUUGGAUGGUUGAGUGAUAAGGAUAUUGACACUGUGGAGCAGAAAAAAUAUGAAAAGGCCUUUGAAAUUUACAAAAAAUUUUUAGAUAUGCAUGGUUACCAUACUAUUAAUACUAACAAGGCCAAUGUUCAGGAAAUUAAGGAAAUGGUUGAUGGAUUUUUAACUGGUGAGGUUGACUUUUUACCAGAUACUUUGUUUGAUACACUUGAAAGAGAAAUUGCAGAGCUACUCGUUGAUACACACAGAAGAUUCAAGAAAACAUUAGCUUUCCAAAAACAAAUGAAAAUUGAGAAAUACAUUCAAAUGAAAAGAAGAUCUCGAAGAAAUACCACAGUUUCAGAGCAAUAAAAGUAAUUUUACU
Molecule: messenger RNA, 2620 nt
Organism: Naegleria gruberi
Lineage: Eukaryota; Heterolobosea; Eutetramitea; Acrasida; Naegleriidae
Product: RGS and transmembrane domain-containing protein
Exons: 2
Coding region: 1-2607 (868 amino acids)
Source: RefSeq, a predicted model, not a curated record